Effrenium voratum is the source of this 4469-nucleotide messenger RNA. The record is from the annotation of a GenBank genome assembly. NCBI's taxonomy places the organism in Eukaryota, Dinophyceae, Suessiales, Symbiodiniaceae.
AUGCCUGGGCUUGCUUGUUGCUACCAACAUGCUGGCUUUUGUGCUCAAGUCUGCGUGGCUAUGCGCCUCUGGACUGUCUGGUUGCUGUCAAUUGCAUUGGCCAAAAAAGGUAAGCAUGAAGUUGUGUCACUGACAGAUGGGGAGCCAAAUGUCGGCAAGAACGAAAAGGCGCUCAAUCAGACGUUGAACUCCACCAGAUUCUGGGUGGUGAACUUCAAUUCGCUCCGACCCACAUGCAAGUCUUGCGCGGAUCUCGCAGUGGCGGUGCAAAAGGCUGCGAAGAAGCUGAAGAAGAGAGGUGUCCGCUGUGGGAUGAUCGAUGCAGACCUUUCGGUGAACCUCGGCGCAACAGCCAGGAACAAUGUGACCAGCAUACCCACAUUGGUCUUCUUUCGUGGUGGAAUAGCUCUGUCGAAGCUCGAGGGCAAUCAAUCAGCUUUUAGCAUCGAUCAAUGGGUGAAGGCAGUCGCUGGUCCUGAGGUUGAAGUCUUCGACACUCAAGAAGCCUUCAACACGGCUGUCAAGAAGCGCAAGACGUCUGAGACGAUGUUUGCAGCAACGGGUGGACCGGGGUUGCAGGAGUUGUUGGACCUCGUGGCUUUGAAAGGUCACAGAGAUGGCUGGGGUUCAAGGAUACGCUAUCUGUUUUGGUCCGACGGCGGCACGGGUAUGCCAUUUGCUGCUGUCUAUCGGGGUGUCAAUGAAAUGGAGCACUUUGACGUAUCUGGAAAAGUUAGUUCCGAGAUGAUGGAGGAAUUUCUGAGAGACAACUCUUUGCCGCUUUUCGGGCAAGCCACGGCAGACGACUUGGCGAAUGUUUUCGGGUCAGGGACCAAGGGCAACGUUUUCGUUUGCUUCGACCCAGAGACCUUCGACACGCAGGCGCCAGCGGCCAAGAUGUCACUGAGGUAUUCCAGGAUCUUCUACAAAGCCGCAAAGAAAUGGCGGGGAUAUGGAUUUUCGUAUCUGAAUGGCCGUGAUCCAGUGGGCAUGCUUCUCAAUAUCGACUGCAAGGAGGACUGGUUGUCCAAGCUUCGUGAGGUCAAGCGGAAGUUGGGUACUGAGAGCGCAGAUGCGCAGCUGGAGUCACAAGCGCUUGCAGCUGUGGAAGCAGGGCACGCUGCUGUGGAGCAACUUUGUCAGGCAUGGUCUCGGCAGCUCAACACGGCUGCAACCGUUGCCGGAAGCCACGGCGUUGCAAGAGACGGGACCUGGCAAGCGCUGCUGCGGAGCCGCGCGGUCGAGACGUUGCUUGAGGGCAGCUGCCGACAUGCGCAGGGCCAACCUCUGGGCCAAUUCGAUGGUAGCGCCUUGCGGCUACUGAUGGCUCGGGUUUUGCCUGAUGACCACGCUGCAUUGGGCCAGGAGUUGGUCACAGUGCUUUCAGGUGAGCGCGGCGAUUUGGCCAGCGAAGACCACACGCAGUUUGCGGCAGCAAUGCUUGCCGGUGGAAAGGUGGACUGGCAAUCCGAGGCCAACUUUGCGGAGCAGUGCGAGCUGAAGAAGAAGUGCGAGACGCUGCGGCAGGAGAUGCAGAAGCUUGGAGAGCGGCAUGGUGAAGCUUUGGACAGGCCAGCUCGCGUGCAGAUCUCUGCUGAGCUGCUGGGCCUCUAUGAAGCAUUGCACCAAAGUUUGGAGGAGGCAGAGUGCCAGAGCACAUCUACAGCCGAGGCCCGCCAUCAGGGUUUCACGCGGCUUUUGGCGGACAUUGAGGCACAUGCGGCAUCUUUGGAAGGCUCCGAAGGCGUUGGCCAGCGGCAGCGCUGCUUGCAAGAAGAGCUUCGGCAGGCCCACGACUUGCUCGCAGAGGAGUUGUCCCAGAUCGACGAGAAGAGAGCCGCGGCGGACCGUCAGAUCGAGCGCCUGGAGACGCAGAAGUUGCAGAUCCGUCAGCGGCUGCAGGGCCUCGACGACAAGCUGCACGCGGCGCGGGAAGCGCAGCGGACCUGCCUCGCGGAGCGGGACGGGCGCAGGGCAAAGGUUACGGAGGUGGAGGCUCAGUUUCACCAGCGUCUACAGGGGGUGGAGCAACAAGGACUGCAGGCACGAAAAGAGGUCGCUGCGGCAGAGAAGGUGCGGGAAGCUGCGGUUCAGGCCGAAUCCUUGACUUCCCAGUCGCUGAAAGCUGGUGCUGAGGAGCUUGCCGCCAAAGCCAGCCAGUUCGACGGCCACCUCCUGAACGUCUUGCUGGACCACGUCAGCCAAGAAGAGCGCCGGAUUCAGCAGAUCGCCGCUGAAGCUGAGGAGUGUGCCCAGAUUGUUCAGAGGCACAAGGCGGAGAUCGAGCUGCUGCAAGUCAUGGAUCGGCCGGCGCAGAGUGUGCUGAGCUCUUUGGAACACAAGCGACUUUGUCAGACUGCGUCGGGAGCAGAUGCUGCUUUGAAGGCUUGCGCUGGCUUUGUCCGAGACUUUGGGCCGUUCCUCCAGCAAGAUGCAAAUGCACAAGCGCGUUUGCGGAAGCUUGAAGCCGAUCACGCCCAGGUGCUUCGCAAGUUGGCACCUUGCAGAGCAUUCAUCGGAGGAGCUGCAGAAGCGUCACCUCAGUCAUCGAAUUCACCCCGCUUCGCUGCUCAGCCACCACAUUCUCCAGGCUACCCGGAAGGCCAAACAAACUUGCAAAUGCCAUCGCAGGCAUCGACGAUGCCUGGGCAGGGACCUGACCAGCUGCAUACGCAAUACCAGCUGCACAGCCCACGGCUGCAGCAACUGCAACAAGCACAGCAGCCAGCGCAACCGCCAGCAGCGCAGCUGAUGCAACAGUCAGUGCUUGCACAAUCGCAAACAGCAGCGCAGCAAUCUCUCCCUCAAGCAGCGCAACCACCUGCACAAUACUCAGUGCAACAGGCAGCACAGCUGCCAACGCAACAGGCAGCACAACAGGCAGCGCAGAAGCUAGCGCCUGCACAGCAGGCAGCCCAACCGCCAACGCAACAGCCAGCACAAGAGCCAAUGCAACGGCCAGCGCAACAAUCAGCACCACAACCAACGCAGCCGCCAGUGCAGACGCCAGCGCAACAGCCAGCGCCACAACCAACGCAGCAGCCAGUGCAGACGCCAGCGCAACAGGCAGCACCACAGCCAACGCAGCCGGCAGUGCAGACGUCAGCGCAACAGGCAGCGUCGCCGCCAGCACAGCAGCCAGCGCAACAGGCAGCACCACAGCCAACGCAGCCGCCAGUGCAGACGCCAGCGCAACAGGCAGCGUCGCCGCCAGCACAGCAGCCAGCGCAACAGGCAGCACCACAGCCAACGCAGCCGCCAGUGCAGACGCCAGCGCAACAGGCAGCGUCGCCGCCAGCACAGCAGCCAGCGCAACAGGCAGCACCACAGCCAACGCAGCCGCCAGUGCAGACGCCAGCGCAACAGGCAGCGUCGCCGCCAGCGCAGCAGCCAGCGCAACAGGCAGCGCCACAGCCAACGCAGCCGCCAGUGCAGACGCCAGCGCAACAGGCAGCGUCGCCGCCAGCGCAGCAGCCAGUGCAGACGCCAGCGCAGACGCCAGCGCAACAGGCAGCACCACAGCCAACGCAGCCGCCAGUGCAGACGUCAGCGCAACAGGCAGCGUCGCCGCCAGCACAGCAUCCAGCGCAACAGGCAGCACCACAGCCAACGCAGCCGCCAGUGCAGACGCCAGCGCAACAGGCAGCGUCGCCGCCAGCACAGCAGCCAGCGCAACAGGCAGCACCACAGCCAACGCAGCCGCCAGUGCAGACGCCAGCGCAACAGGCAGCGUCGCCGCCAGCGCAGCAGCCAGCGCAACAGGCAGCGCCACAGCCAACGCAGCCGCCAGUGCAGACGCCAGCGCUACAGGCAGCGUGGCCGCCAGCACAGCAGCCAGCGCAACAGGCAGCACCACAGCCAACGCAGUCGCCAGCGCAGCCGCCAGUGCAGACGCCAGCGCAACAGGCAGCGUCGCCGCCAGCACAGCAGCCAGUGCAGGCACCAGGACCAGCGCAUUAGGCAGUGCAGCAAGCAAUGCAUUUAAAUCCUAUGAUCCAACACUGCAGUUCACGUCGCAGUUAGAAGCCGCUCACGAUACGGAUAAUAUUGCAGGCAGCAAGAGCUACCCGUACAACAACAUUGCCGAGUCUUUCGCAGCUUGCUUGGCCGAUGCAGCAAGCGAGACAGACAGAUAGGGUAAAGCGAAAGACAACGGAGGUUGGCGCCCAGCAAAAGUUGCAGGUUCGAACCUUGAGCAAGGGAUUCCCCAAAAAAUGCAGCUGGGGACACGCUUGAUCCGCUCGAGCUCCCCGAUGUGCGGAGCCGCUUGACAUAUUGACGCGGGAGCCAACGUCGAUGAGCAGCAGGCUUCGGAGACGGAGGGCUGAGGAAUUCGAUGCAGAGCAGCUGCUGCACUGGUGGACAAGCAUCAUUGCCAGUGCCAUUGUUUGCGCUUGGCAGAAGUUGCUUUCGCCUAGAGUUGAUGAAAUUGGCGGCAUGACAGCCGCCCAGAGAAUUGCAGCGCUGGC